Molecule: messenger RNA, 1610 nt
Organism: Eutrema salsugineum
Lineage: Eukaryota; Viridiplantae; Streptophyta; Magnoliopsida; Brassicales; Brassicaceae
Exons: 15
Coding region: 248-1396 (382 amino acids)
Source: RefSeq, a predicted model, not a curated record
AAAAAAAAAAAACAAACAAACAAUCGGCUCGUUUUCUCCUGAGUUCUCCUCAGUGCUUCACUAACUGAAUCUCGAGAUCAGAGAAGCGGCUCAGAACCCUAAUCUACAGGUUGGGUUCUGUCAAAACUCCCAUGGUUAUUUGAUUGAAUGAAAGAACAUUUCGUUACAACUCUUGUGUUCUUCAAGUCUUUUAUUAAAGGAUUCGAUUUUUAGUAUUCGCUGUGGAUUUGAAGAUUUUUGCAAUCCGAUGGGGACGAUGCACCGGAGCGGUGCUCCCAGAAGGACAAAUGAAAAUGCAAAGCUGAUCAUAACGACAAUCGUGGGAAUGGUGUUUGGUUUUUUUAUCGGUAUCACAUUACCAUCAGUUUCUUUUAUUAAGAUUAACUUACCCUCAGGCCUUAUAUCAUCUCUUGAUGUAGCCAUGUCAGAUAGGAAAUUAUUUUCUGGUGGCAGAUCGCCUGAAGAUUUUGGUUCAAGAGAGUCUCCUAAGAUAUAUGUUCCAACCAACCCGCAUGGUGCAGAACUACUCCCUCCAGGAAUUAUUGUGGCAGAAACAGAUUUUUACUUGCGCAGAUUAUGGGGUGAACCCAGUGAAGAUUUGAAGAAGAAACCAAAAUAUCUAGUGACUUUUACAGUUGGGUUUGAGCAGAAGAACAAUAUUAAUGCAGCUGUUAAGAAGUUUUCUGAAGAUUUCCAAAUUUUGCUAUUUCACUAUGAUGGUCGGACGACUGAGUGGGAUCAGUUUGAGUGGUCAAAAAACGCAAUACAUAUCAGUGCAAGAAAGCAAACAAAAUGGUGGUAUGCAAAGAGAUUUUUGCAUCCUGAUAUUGUCUCAGCUUAUGAGUAUAUAUUUAUAUGGGAUGAAGAUCUUGGAGUCGAGCACUUCAAUGCAGAAAGGUAUAUUGAGUUAGUUAAGAAGCAUGGUUUGGAGAUUUCUCAACCAGGGUUAGAGCCAAACAACGGACUUACAUGGGAAAUGACAAAGAGGAGAGGUGACCGAGAUGUCCACAAAGAAACUCAAGAAAAACCUGGAUGGUGUAGUGAUCCACAUUUACCUCCAUGUGCUGCGUUUGUUGAGAUUAUGGCACCUGUAUUUUCGAGAGAAGCAUGGCGAUGUGUAUGGCAUAUGAUUCAGAAUGAUCUUGUUCAUGGAUGGGGUCUUGAUUUUGCUCUGAGACGAUGUGUUGAGCCUGCUCACGAGAAGAUUGGUGUAGUAGAUUCACAAUGGAUCAUCCAUCAAGUGAUUCCUUCUUUGGGAAGUCAGGGUGAGUCGGAGCAGGGAAAAUCUCCAUGGCAAGGGGUGAGAGAGAGAUGCAGAAACGAAUGGACGAUGUUCCAGAACCGUGUGGCAGAAGCUGAUAAAAAGUAUAUGGAACAACACAAGCAAAAAGAAUAACCGAGGUCAUCAUCAAAUCAUCUUCGUGCUUUGUCUCUGUAAAUGAAGCUUUUUUUCGUUUCCAUGACCAAAUGAGUGUGAAGAGAGAGAUAUCUGUAGUUCCCUCCUUAGUUUAAAACCUCUCAGAUAUAUCUGCGUUGUUUAUCUUUUGUAAUAAUAUCUGUUCUUAUCCCUGAUCUUUACAACUCUAGUGAUAUGAUAUUUUUCUUGAUUA